AUGUUCGAGGACUCAACUCAAAGUGAAACAUGGUUGCAUGAAGGAGUUGCUAAUUCUGAGCUUUUUCCUAUGGGAUACAACGUAUUUCGCUGCGAUAGAUUAACAUCAAGAGGGGGAGGUGUCCUUAUAGCUAUUAAGGAUAAAUAUUCGGCAUGCUGUGUUAUUUCUAAAUCACCUAUUCCGGAAAUAGAGUUAGUUGCUGUACAAAUAUCUAGCGGUUUACAGAGCUUCGUAAUUGCAUCGCUAUAUAUCCCACCAGGACUUGUACAUAAUAUAUAUGAUCGUCUAUUAGAAUAUUUAGAAGCAACUAUUGCCUUUACGCACCCAGUACUUAUAACAGGUGACUUUAGUAUCCCUGAAUUUGUUGACUGUUUAAAUGGUAUGGGAAUGUCGUAUCUUUUCAAUAUUUUUAAACACUUUCUCAGCCUUAAUAGCCUCACCCAGUGGAAUACAAUUCUGAAUCACAAUGCACGUUUACUUGAUUUGGUUGUGUCAACCAAGGAUGUUAUCACUAACAUUUCCAAAGAGGAGUUCCCAUUAGUUCGUGAAGAUUUACAUCAUCCCUGCUUAAGUAUAAAUAUUACAGUUAAACUAGUUGAAAGCUCAUAUUUUCGGAAUAAUCCAAAUUCGUUCUAUUUUAAUUUUAAGAAAGCUGAUUUAGUUGGCCUCUAUUCAUCAAUAUCGACGUUUGAGUGGUCUAAAAUAGAGGAAAUUAAACAAGUUGAUACAGCUUGCAACUAUUUUUAUGAUGUAUUGUUUGAUUUGUUCUCACAGUUUGUACCAUUAAGUAGUGGCCAUUCAAAACGACAUAACUAUCCUAUAUGGUUCACUAAAUCUAUAAUCGAUGCAAUCAAACAAAGGCGAUAUCAUUGGAAUAAGUACAAGAAAACUGGUAUAAUUAAUCACUUAGACAAACACAAAGAACUGAGGCGUAAAAUUAAGUAUGAUAUACGUAAUGCAUAUUCUUCGUUUUUAAAAAAUGCUGAACAUUCCAUUAAAGAUAAUCCAAAAAAUUUUUGGACGUUUGUUAAUAAUAAGAAAAAUCAAAGUAGGAUCCCUGGAAAUAUGAUUUCUGAUGGUAACACAUUCACAUCGUCGCAAGACAUCGUUGACGCCUUUGGUCACCUAUUUGCUGGGGUAUUUAGUUCUAGUGAUAAUCAUAUAUGUGGUCAGUAUUGUGAUAAUAUUCGUUGUGAAUUCUGUGAUAAAAAGUGCUGUCCAUCUUUACAAUUGAAAUCUAGCUGUGAAUCUUCUUCUGUUCUACAUCCUUUUAAAAUAAAUGAGUCUGACGUUGUUAAGGCCGUUAAAAGAAUUAAGUCUAAUAACAUUGCAGGUCCUGACCGGGUUCCUGCAUUUAUUGUAUCUGACUGUAUUAGUUGUUUCGUAGUACCUCUUCUUCAUAUUUUUAAUUUAAUCAUAAAAACAUCGGUAUACCCCAGUAGCUGGUUAAUAUCCAGAGUCUGUCCAGUUUUCAAAAAUGGUGAUAAGUUUGAUAUUAAUAAUUACAGACCUAUAGCUAUAUUAUCAAAUUUUGCUAAAUUGUUUGAAAGUAUCUUGUCCAAUGUCAUAUAUGCACAUGUAGUUAAUUUUAUUUCGAAUGAUCAACACGGCUUUAUUAAGGGUAAAUCAACAUCAACUAAUUUAUUUGAAUUUACUCAGUUGGUAUCUCAAGCACUGGAUAAUAGGUUACAAGUUGAUGUGAUUUACACCGAUUUAACUAAAGCUUUUGAUAAAGUCCACCAUUGUAUUCUACUGAAAAAACUGCAGAGAUUUGGUUUUUGUGCCAGCUUAGUUUCAUUGUUAAAAGCCAUGGUUAUGAACAGAUUCCAGUACGUGGAAUAUAAUGGUUACAAAUCGCGUGAAUUUAGUUGUAAUAGUGGAGUAGCGCAAGGGUCAAAUCUAGGACCGCUUUUAUUCAUUAUAUUUUUUAACGACAUUUCUGAAUACAUCAACUCCAAAUUUUUUGUAUACGCUGAUGACUUGAAGCUCAUUAAGUUUAUAAACUCAUCGUCUGACUGUUAUGAUUUGCAAGACAGCAUUGACUCCUUUUUAGUGCUAUUUUUGUCCAAACUAGGUGCAAUUUUUUUGGUGGUCGUUCAAACCUAUCAAUUUUUAGCUCGAUUCGAAGUCGAUUACUUCGUUCAGGAUGGGCCGUCAUAUUUCAUUGGACUAUAUAUACUAACCUGUCUAUUAGCACAACCUUUGGUAACAGACACAGUAGAAUCCAUCGCAGAAAGCGUGGAGCAAAACAAUUCGCAAAGCAUCAUCAAAUCCAUUCCAAAAAGAGCAAAAAUAAGUGCCUUCUACUCUUUCAUCUAUGUGGUCUGGACUACGAUGACUUCCGUACUAGCGGCAAUUUCGAUAAUGAUUCCAACCAAAGCCGAUGAUAAUUUUUUCUUUGUUUUCAAACUAGCAGACAUGUGUUUAGCUAUUCCCUUAACGUACGUGGGCGCGACUAUAACUUGUUUCAACUUAUUGUACUCAUUGCAAGUUGUCAAUCUUGAAGUUCAGAGGUGCCUGCAACAAAUAAAAAAAACUAACGCAACAAUAGCAGCGAACCAAAAGGAAAUUACCAGAAAUCUGAAACGUUUGCUAAAUUCGUUUUCAUCCAGCGAGAUUGUCUGGGAGGCAGCAAAACGGGCGCAGUUUAUAAUAUUUCCACUGAAAAUUGUGGGUUCUGCGUUAAUGAUGAGCAUCGUCGUAUUUACUUUUGGGUAA
Messenger RNA from Zophobas morio, 2718 nucleotides. RefSeq lists its product as uncharacterized. The transcript has 6 exons. Lineage: Eukaryota; Metazoa; Arthropoda; Insecta; Coleoptera; Tenebrionidae. The record is from RefSeq and is a predicted model, not a curated record. Bases 1 to 2718 code for a protein of 905 amino acids.